Molecule: messenger RNA, 2801 nt
Organism: Aedes albopictus (Asian tiger mosquito)
Lineage: Eukaryota; Metazoa; Arthropoda; Insecta; Diptera; Culicidae
Product: fibrous sheath CABYR-binding protein
Exons: 7
Coding region: 76-2346 (756 amino acids)
Source: RefSeq, a predicted model, not a curated record
CGUUAAACAGUGGGGAGCGGUGGAAACCAGCAUUAAACACUCUCGUGUGUUUUAAAGUGAAUUUGGUUCGGAAACAUGUCGAAGAAAGUGUUCCAAAGGCUUCUGCGUUCUCCGGCAAAGGUUCGGCCGACGGAUUUGCUAUCCGACCGGGAAUACCGUGAUUUGUCAGCUACGUCAUUCGAGGAAUAUUACCGAAGCAAUUUCAACACGGAACAGCUGCGGAACUUGACAACGGCAGAAGCAAACCAGCUGGAAAUGUUCUAUCUUUUGCGAGAAAAAAAAGCCGAUCGCAUCAAGAAGCGUCUCCGUGAUAAACCGCCACGAACUGUGGCUCCUCCGGUGAUAGUACGCUACGUGCCUGGUUCUGAGCAGCCGGGGCCCGUGGUGGAAAACGCUGAGGACACCGUGGAACAAGCCGCACACGAAAUUGAUCUUGUGGUGGACAAUAUUGAGAGACAGUUGGCUGACGCGCCGCACUUGGAUCAUUUACCAGAGCAAUCGUUGGCUCCGGUGCAACAAGAACCGAUGGAAACCUCCGCUCCGGCAGAGGAAAUUCAACGUGCCCUGGACAGUUUGGACGUGUCCAUGACCCAGAUCGAUCUUUCCCAAGCUAUGCCCCCGAGGGAACUGUUGCUGGAAGAGCCUCCAGUAGAGUUGCCGCCCGUUCCCCUAGGUGCCGUUGAGGCAGAUCUGGACCUUGGUCCACCGGGAGACGCCGCAGCUUUUUUCGGAGUCGAUCACCCAAUGCCCGUUAGUGAUCGUGCGAUUUUAGAUCGUCUGAGGCAGGAGUUCCCAACGCUUGGCCGGCCGCCCAUUGCCGGUCGGUUUGAGGAGUUGGAUGUUGCGCCCAUGCCUAUAACAGAUGGCGCGGACCUAAUGCCACCACCUCCAGCGACCGUAGAAGCAGGAAUCAGUGCUUCAACCCCGAUUGUGCCGAAUCCGAAUAUUCGCCGGUUUUACCACACCAAUCUCAGUGCAAUCAAGGCGCCGGCCUUGGCGGCAGAGGAACCGCAAAGGACAGAGCAGGAACCACAGGUUGGUCCACCGGUUGGAACAGCAGAUACUCCAGUAGAUAACCUCGUCGAGGAUGCAUCGCCACCAAUCAUUGAAAAAGUCGCAGAAGAUCGAGCGCUCCCUGAACCGAUUCAAAUUCCCCCUUUGGAAACAGUUCCUACGGUGGAAGCGAUGCCAGUACAACAGGAAGAUGUGGUCGCUCCACCUACUGUACCUGCUCCAGAACCAAUUGAAUCAAGCUCAUCCGAAGGCCAUCCGGUUCCACGUCCUCGCCGAUCUCGUAAAACUAUUCAAAAAGUUCCCACUUAUACGGACAGUUCGAUUCCCGUUACGAUGAAUCUCCGAUCGGUAUUUACGUUCGACACUAACGAUGUCCCGGAAAUGUACGAGCAGAGUCGAGCCUUGAUUCAGUGCAUUAUCGAUUCGCGGCCCGCCGGAGCUGUUCGACAAGGACGUCCUUCGGGUCCCGAAAGACCCUCACUUCCAAACGGCAUCGAAGAGCAUCCCAUUAUGCGUGACAUUUCGGCUACCCAAGCUGAGUUGAGCUCCAUCAGGGAACCAAAUGUCACCAAUCAGUCCAAGUUGUAUCCGAUUGCAGAGAGACCACAACGUGAGCAACAGGAAGAGCAGCAGCUUCCUGGCGUAUCCAUGUCGGUACCAAUAGGAGAAACCACGCUUCCUCCGGUGAUCGAACCUGUGGUACCACCGAUUCCAUCACUGGUCGAAGUGCCCCUCGAGCACACCAGUCAACUAUUGCUGGACACCGGACUCGGCAAUCAAAUGCUCUUCCCGGAUUCGUCCGUGAACAUUUCCGUGCCGCAAAUCGUCAUCACAGACACCAGCACGUCGCUCGAUACCGGAAUCGGCGUGAACCGGGAAACUCCGGACGUGGCUGAGAGACCACCACCAGCUGAAAGAUCUCGCGCGAUUCAGACCGACUCGGGUGCAGUUUCAACGGAGCCCGUGCAAGUUGUUCCGGUUCGGGGGGAGCCGAAUAGGAACGAUGAUCAGGUAGCGCAGCCUCAGGACACAUCACAUGAUGGGAUGCUAAUUUCGAUGCUGAAACUUUAUUUGGCGCAACAGCGUGAAAUUGCGAAAACCAAACGAAAUGCGAUCACAACCGAUAGGCUUGCGCAAAUUACCGACACCGGCAGGAUGGCCAGUGCCAGGCGCUUCAAGCAGUUGCUGACCCUAAAGGAGUGGGGCUUCAUCGAGUUGGAGACUGGGGCCACAUCACAAUUGAAGAAAAUCUCAUUGCUUUGCAAAACGCUGAACUUUGACACUUUGACUUCUACUUCACGGAAAGCGAGAUGGAAAGGGCGAAUUUGGUGAGUGCACUCACCAUGGCUGGUUCGCAGGAACCUAUUACACAACGAGCGAAUUGGAUCAUCAAUUGUAUCGCUAUCCGAUUGCGGCACGGUAAACUACAUGAGAUGAAGUUUUCGAAAAAAUCCGAUAAAGGAGCAUCCAUUUAGUACGUCACGCAAAUUUUGAAAAUUUUUGACCCCCUCCCCCCCUUCGUACGGGUUUUUCGUAUACCAUCAGGGUACCAGAUUCCGCUCAUCUAAGGCCAGUUUCGCAGAAAUACAUUAUCUGUUGAAUGACUGUUAAGCUAAUUUGUAAUGUUUUUCUAUUUUAUGUUAGUUCAAUCUAAGUACAAUCAGAUACAAAUCAAGACUUAUGUAAAACUUUUCAUAAAAGUAUGAUUUUAUUACAUUUGGUGUGAGACCAAAGUGGUCCUAAUACUCCUAAUUCCGCUCACGAACAAUUUUUUGCCAUCUUUUAAA